AUGAACGCCCUGCACCCGGACGUGCUAGCAGAUCUGGCGAGUCACUUGCAGCGCGCCCAGUCGGACUCGUCCGUGUCGGCGAUCGUCAUCACUGGGGAGGGCCAGAAUUUCUCUGCCGGUUUCGAUGUGGCGGUGUUCGCCAGCAAGGCGCGCUCCGGGCCGGGGGACGGCGAGGUCGUCGACGCACGCGGUAUCAAUGCCGCUUUCUGCAGGCUUGUAGAGUCCGGGCCGAAGCCAGUCGUGGCGGCGAUCGACGGCAUCUGCCUCGGUGGGGGUCUCGAGCUGGCCAUGGCCUGUGCGGGCCGCGUCGCCGCCCCCUCCGCGCGCCUUGGACUGCCGGAACUCAAGCUGGGGAUCAUUCCCGGCUUCGGCGGCACCCAGCGGCUCCCACGGCUCGUCGGCGUGAAGACCGCGAUGGACAUGAUGCUCACCAGCAAGCAAGUCCCUGCCACAAAGGCACUGGAGCUCGGGCUCCUCGACGAAGUGUGCCCGCCCGGGAACGUUCUCGUUUCCAAGGCGUGCCAGAUGGCUGGCGACAUCGCCAGCGGGUCCCGCGCGAGGUCCGAGACGCUGUCCCGGACGGACCGCCUGGAGGACGCCGCAGUGGUGCAGGAGGUGCUCAAGGUGGCUGAAAAGCGCGCGCGGAAGGCUCAGCCCAACGUGGAGUUCCCUGGCCUGUGCAUCGCGGCGGUGCGCGCGGGGCUCGAGAAAGGCGGGCUGGCCGGGCUGGAGGUGGAGCGGCAGUGUUUCAGUCAGGCGCAGGCCGCCCCGGCCCACAAGGCGCUCGUGCACGUCUUCUUCGCGUCGCGCGCCACGAAGCGGGUGUGCGGGGUCACUGACGCCGGCGUUGCGCCGCGCGAGCUCAAGACGAUCGCGGUGGUCGGCGGGGGCUUGAUGGGCUCGGGGAUCGCGACGGCGUCUGCGUUGGCGGGCUACACCGUGCUUCUGAAGGAGAUCAACCAGAAGAUGCUGGAGGCGGGCAUGGGGCGCAUCCACGCCAACCUGGCCAGCAGAGUCAAGAAGGGCGCGAUGACGGAGGCCAAGGCGAAGGAGGUCGCGGGGCGGGUGCGAGGUUGCCUCGACUACUCUGCGUUCCGUUCUGCUGACCUGGUCAUUGAGGCGGCGCUGGAGAGAGUGGACUUGAAACAGGCGAUCUUCGCUGACCUGGAGAAGGCGUGCCGGCCCGACUGCAUCCUCUCCACGAACACGUCCACGAUCAACAUCUCCAAGGUCGGCGCGAAGACGAAGGCGAGUGCAAGGAUCCUGGGAGUGCAUUUCUUCUCACCCGCACACGUCAUGCCGCUGCUCGAGAUCGUCAAGACGGACGAGACGUCGAAGCAGGUCUUGGUGGACACACUCGCAUACGCGACGAAGAUCAAGAAGACGCCCGUCAUCGUCGGGAACUGCACGGGAUUCGCCGUGAACCGCAUGUUCUUCCCGUACACGAUGGCGGCGUGUCUGCUCGUUGACCUGGGCGUCGAUCCCUACACCCUCGACUUCGCCAUCAUGGGCUUCGGAAUGCCGAUGGGCCCCUUCCGCCUCGCGGAUCUCGUCGGCGUGGACAUCAGCGUGCACGUCGGGGCCAACUUCGUCGACGAUUUCCCUGAAAGGGUCUAUCAAUCGAAGCUGAUCCAGCUGAUGCACGACCUUGGCCGGCUCGGUGAGAAGACGAAGGGGGGCUUCUACAAUUACAAGCUCUCGCGCCAGGGGUUCCCGGAGGCGACCAUCUCGCCCGUCGUGGAGACGUCUCGGCGCGAGGCGGGCCUCAUCGCGCGCAGGGACGGGAAGCGCCUGCAGCCCACCAAGGAGCAGCUGGUCUCCAUGGUGUUCUUCCCCGUGGUCAACGAGGCCUGCAGGAUCAUCGACGAGGGCAUCGUGGACAAACCCUCAGACUUGGACGUGUCCGCCGUCAUGGCGAUGGGGUUCCCGGCGUACCGCGGGGGAGUGAUCCACUGGGCCGACUCCAUAGGCGCGGCCGCGAUCGCUGCGGCCCUGCAGCAGUGGGCGGAGGCGUAUCCCGAGACGGCAGGAUUCUGGAAGCCAUGCGACUUCCUGCUGCGCUGCGCGCGCAGCGGCGCGAAGCUCGGCGGUGGCGCUGCGACCUCCCGCCUCUGA
Pedinophyceae sp. YPF-701 is the source of this 2115-nucleotide messenger RNA. The record is from the annotation of a GenBank genome assembly. Lineage: Eukaryota; Viridiplantae; Chlorophyta; Pedinophyceae.